CUCCAAUUAGUACCACCAGGUCAUUGAUUUCGACAUUUCCGCCACCUUCCUGCACAUUUCGCCGCCCUUCCAUCCGCCAACGUGUAGUCAGCAAGCCCGCCGAUUCGGCCACAGCUCUUCCGUCGACUAUGGCUACCACCUCCGUCGCCACGUCAUCGCUGCUCUGCCAGCAAGCUGAUGCGCUGAGCUGGUCGGGUCGCGUCACUGCGGGGAGCGCGAACUCGAGCGGCAGCGGGUUGAGGAAGGUCGCCUGCGUGGCGCGGCCAGAGCGAUCAGCUGCUCAAGCCGGCCGCCGGCCGGCGGCUGCGGCUCGGUGCGAAGCCACCCCCGCGGCCACCCGGCGGAACGUGCUGCUCGGCACGGCGUCCGCGGUGUCCCUCGCGCUCGCCCCCGCUCCGCUGCUCGACUCCGCGCUUGCUCUCGCGGCGCCCAAGGGCUAUGCGGCGCAUCAGGACGCCGUCGACCGCUACCAGUUCUACUACCCCUUCGGCUGGCAGGAGGUGAGCGUGCGCGGGCAGGACGUGGUGUUUAAGGACGUGAUCGAGCCUCUGGAGAGCGUGUCGGUGAACAUCUUCCCCACGGAGAAGACGUCGCUCGCUGAGAUCGGCGACAUCAACCAGGUUGCCCAGACGCUGGUGGAGAAGGUGCUCACGGCGCCCUCGCAGAAGACCAAGCUCAUCGAUACACGCGUGAGGGAGUUGGACGGGCGCACGUACUACGACUUCGAGUUUGUGGCCCAGGCGUCCAGCUACACACGCCAUGCGCUCGGCACCAUCGCCAUUGCCAACGGCAAGUUCUACACGCUGACUACUGGGGCAAAUGAGCGCCGCUGGAGCAGGGUUGAGGAGAAGCUUCGUACAGUGGUGGCCUCGUUUGUUACCCUAUAGAUAUGAAUUCAUGAGUGUUUAGGUUUGAUGUAUCUGCAAAAACAAAAUGCAUGCUUGUUUGAUUGUUGUGGGAUAUCUUAUUGUUGUGUUGAGGGGUGUGAAAUGAGGUAGAUUUGUGACGCUGAGAAGUUCGCACCUUGAGGUUCGGUGGCAACUUAUUAGGGCCAUGCUUUUACAUGUAGGGAAAUGUUUCAGAUUUUGGGGAAUGUAAAUGUACAUAGGACAUG
Closterium sp. NIES-67 is the source of this 1114-nucleotide messenger RNA. The record is from the annotation of a GenBank genome assembly. Lineage: Eukaryota; Viridiplantae; Streptophyta; Zygnematophyceae; Desmidiales; Closteriaceae.